CCUCCUUUGAAGCUACAGCCGAAUGUGAAUAUUUUGAAUAAUAACCAUUUUAAUUCACAAUAUCUGUUCGGCUCCAUCAUAAGAUUCGGUUGCCAAAAUUCAACAUCGAUCAUUGGUCGAAACUUCAUCACGUGUUUAGUUGACGGAGCAUGGAGUGGAAACCCGCCUGUUUGUGAGAAAGAGACGAGCGAGAAGUUUUGCCCAGAGGAUAUUGACAUAUACGGACACAUUUGGAACAUAACAAGGGCUGGGCAAAUCAUAAGUAUGGCUUGUCCUGACGGAUAUAUAGGAGAAAUAACCCGGCAUUGCUUGAUGGAUGGAUCGUGGCUGUACCCAAUGUACAACUGCAUUCAAAAGUCGAUAGCAGAAAUAUCGCAAGCGCUGCAACAUCCAACAGAAAAAGACAUUCAAAUCAAUCUUCAAAAGUUGUCAAGUCUAACCUCAGUCACGCAUUCAAGUGGACGCCCGGCUUUCGGUGGUGAGCUGAAUCAAGUGACCAACAUUUUGGAUACCAUUGCGAGCAUUGGGGAAAACAUGUCAGUUACAACAGAACAGACAGAGUCGUUCCUGUCCGUUACAAGCAACUUGCUUGAUCAGCAAAAUGCAAAAUCCUGGCAAGCGAUGGGGAAUGAUACAGAGCAGCCACAGGAACGUCAAGGUGCAAUGCGUGUUUUGAAUGUCGUUGACAAAUAUGUCGCCUUAAUUUCUGAGGGUAUAGGGGACCUUGGCAACACAUCGAAGACAUUUGCUGCUUCAAAUCUAGUUGUGCAUGUAGCAGGAAUACACAACACAACAAAUGAUGGCAUAUCGUUUCCUGGGAAUGGAACUAGUUUAGGAAUUUCAAGCGCACUACAUCUUCCAGACAAAUCUUUAAAUGAUUCAAAGAAGUACUCGGCUGUGUUUUACAGAAAUUUGUCUGGCAUCGUCUCUGCUUCGUCAAACGAACACAGAUCUUUGCAAAAAAGCAUCAACACCGAGAUUGUUUCUGUAAAUAUGGACAACUGGGAAUCUAAUCCUUCGUUUGAAAUACUCCUUACGUUCACGCAUUUUGAGAAAAGCCUGUCUUUUCCAGCCUGUUCGUUUUGGAACGAAUCAGAGUCGGUUUGGGACGCCAGUGGCUGCAAGGUUGUCCACACAAAUCAAUCUCAUACAGUUUGCAGUUGUAGUCAUCUUACCAACUUUGCCAUUCUUAUGAGUCCGUUUAUUCAGGAUAACGUGAACACCAAAGCACUGGACAUCAUUUCCAUUGUCGGUUGCAGUAUUUCGAUACUGGGUCUGUUGCUAACAGUGGCGUUACACAUAUACUUUCAUAGACACAUGAAAACCGACCAAACAAGAAUUGUUAUCCUGAUGAAUUUAUCGACAGCUCUUAUUUUUUCUUAUGCGUUGUUUCUGGGUGGAGUAGACAGAACAGAAAACAGGAUUGUUUGCACUACAAUAGCUGCCCUUCUACACUACAUCUACCUCGUGGUCUUCUGCCUCAUGCUCGCGGAGGGAGUUGACAUAUUCAUGUCUGUCCGUUUUGUCUUCACCACAAAGUCGAAGUUUAAGUGGAUCAUUCUGGUGGCUUGGGUUUUUCCAGCAAUGGUAGUAGGAAUUGCUUUAGGAGCCAGUAGAACUUAUGGUUACGGAACUGAAAAUUUUUGCUGGUUGUCAGUUGAGAGUGGAGUUAUCUGGGCUUUUGUUGGACCAGCUCUUGCAAUAAUAACGGUAAAUGCCGUGAUCCUGGUCGUAGUUAUAAGGACGAUGUUUGGAUCUCAUGCAAUAUCACAAAAAAGGAUAUCAGACAAAUCUAAAAUGGCAGUAAGAUGCCUUCUGAUAUUGCUGCCGUUAACUGGAAUAACAUGGGUGCUAGGAAUAUUUUACGUCAACAAAAGCAUGGCGUGGGUGCAGUAUGUAUUUGCUGUCUGCAAUUCUUUGCAGGGGCUGGUUAUUUUCAUCUUUCACUGUGCCUUAAAUACACAGAUUCGUGAUGCCGUAUUGCAAAGCAGAAAACGCAGUGAAACUGUUAUGUCAACCAAAAGUAGAAGCACCAGUGUAACAUUUCGACGCAUGUCUGGAAUGAACUCGACAUCAAUGACAGUCACUGAAAGCUCGAUAUCUUAGUCAGAAGAAACGAAACGAGUGUUAACCGGAGGAAUAAUGAGCAGCUCGAAAAAAGAUGAAAAAGAGGACAAAACAUCAUCUCCUUUACAAACAGAAAUUCUAUCUUGUAAACUUUAACAAUUUUGCAAAAUAAUGCAUGGAAAUUUAAAGCUUGAAUAAGUUAACACAUUGACAACGAAUUGCAUUUUAAUGAUUUAGCAAGGAAUGGAAAUGUAAGGGAAGGUUUGCUUCUUAUCUUUUUUUGUGAAAUUUUCACAAUUUAGAUGAGAACUUUAAUGUGCAUUAUGGGGCUGUAAAUGUUCGAAAUAAGCUUUUUCAACAAGAUUUAUUAUUGACCGGCAUUUAUCUGAUCUUGAUAUUUUAUUUGAUUGAUAACUGGACCACGCAAGCUCGUGACCGAGAUAAUAUUUCGAAAUAUCCCAGGUUUCCAACAAUACUCAGCUGCAAAUUGUCAGAUAGAUCGCCUUCAAGAAACUCAGCUAAAUAUAUUUUGAUAUUAAUUUUAUUGAUUAUUUAAGCUUCGAAUGAAUCUUAUCUUAUAACGACUCUGCCAUUUAAUGGAUGAUCAAAACAUGUGUUGAACGUGACAGUUAAUUGCGUGACUUUCGCUUCGUUUCAUAACGCUUUGUACGAACGGGAUGUCAUCAGAAUUCCAUAGCAUAACGUAAUAAGGCGAUUUUAGGGAGUUUGAUUUUAGCCAGAUGGCGUGAAAGUUUGACCUCUUUAUGCAGAUGCGUAUUAAUGCUCAAAGCUCUGAAAAUAUAUUGUGCUUAGAUUAAACUAAAAGGGAAAUAAAGAAUCAGUUGUAUACAACUAAUUAGUCCUUGCUUGUAAAAGACAUGAUAUUAGCCGUAGUUUGUGAAGUAGCUUUUGAUUUUAUGUUUGAACGAUAUUUUCCAAUACGGAAGAAGCGAAUGAAUUAAGAAUAAGGUGUUGUUGUACGACUGCGAAAAACAUGUAUGAUUUAAAUAUUUUAAAAAAAAAUGCUAGAAAAAGAAUUUUAAAUAUUUGAAUGUCAGAGACACAACUUGGCGUCCUCCUACAAUACGUAUCUCUUUCAACAAUAUUUUUCGGUCACACAAAUAAUUGAUACGAACGUUGUAUUUUUUUGCACAAUGCUAGAGUAAUCGUUUGGAACAAAGGACAGGUAUUUUCUUUGGCUAAUAUGGGAACAAAAACAACCAAACUAAUUUUUCUGUAUUAAUAUAAUGCGCAAACAUUAAACACUGCCGUUUCAGUGUGUAUCCUGCAAUCAUAAAUGUAUUAUUUAAUUUCAUGACACUAUUGUAUGCAGA
Mya arenaria is the source of this 3401-nucleotide messenger RNA. Its product is annotated as putative adhesion G protein-coupled receptor E4P. The transcript is spliced from 22 exons. The record is from RefSeq and is a predicted model, not a curated record. Gene Ontology annotation, cellular component: membrane. Gene Ontology annotation, molecular function: G protein-coupled receptor activity. Gene Ontology annotation, biological process: adenylate cyclase-activating G protein-coupled receptor signaling pathway; cell surface receptor signaling pathway; negative regulation of angiogenesis. NCBI's taxonomy places the organism in Eukaryota, Metazoa, Mollusca, Bivalvia, Myida, Myidae. Bases 265 to 2106 code for a protein of 613 amino acids.